UAUAGCCUAUUUGGGAGCGACCAAUUUUAGUUUUCUUAUUAAUCUCAAAGUGUAAYACGUAAUUGUUCAACCCUGGAGCUGUUGAAUAGAAUGGCCUCAGGUGGCGGGGAUGGCCCGGGGAAGGUUACCCAGUACCGGGUGGACCACCUCCUCACUGCCGUGGAGAACGAGCUACAGGCGGGCAGCGAGAAGGGCGAUCCUACGGAGAGACAACUCAAAGUCGGCUUGGAUGAAAACGAACUGUGGCAGAAGUUCAAGGAACUCACGAAUGAAAUGAUAGUAACCAAAAAUGGCAGGCGCAUGUUUCCGGUGCUGAAAGUGAAUGUUUCUGGGUUGGAUCCAAACGCCAUGUACUCGUUCCUGCUGGACUUCGUGGCUGCGGACAACCACCGGUGGAAAUACGUUAACGGGGAGUGGGUUCCCGGGGGUAAGCCCGAGCCUCAAGCCCCGAGCUGCGUAUACAUCCACCCGGACUCGCCUAACUUCGGAGCGCGCUGGAUGAAAGAUCCGGUCUCUUUCUGUAAAGUCAAACUCACCAACAAACUCAAUGGAGGAGGCCAGAUCAUGUUAAAUUCGUUGCACAAAUAUGAGCCACGUGUCCAUAUUGUGCGCGUCGGAGGGCCGCAGAGAAUGAUCACGAGUCACUCCUUCCCGGAGACGCAGUUCAUAGCCGUCACCGCCUACCAGAACGAAGAGAUAACCGGUCUGAAAAUCAAAUACAACCCGUUUGCCAAGGCCUUUCUGGAUGCUAAGGAAAGAUUGGGUUCCAUAGACAUGGGUCUGAUUGAACUACAUUGUUGUGUCUACUGGAGUGUGUUCCUGAUUGGGAUUAACUUUGUGGUCUACUGGUGGAUCGGGAAGCCAGUGUGUGACUACAUAGACGUGGCUCUGAUUGGAGACUACAUUGCUGGUUACUCUGAUAUGUCCUCUGGCUGUCUCUCCAUGCUGCCCUCCCAUGACAACUGGUCCAGUCUUCAGAUGUCUUCCCACUCCACCAUGCUGCCCGUGACCCACUGUAGCGUCACUGGGACCAACUCCAGCCAGUACCCCAGCCUGUGGUCCGUCAGUAACCCGUCCCUGACCCCUGUCUCCCAGUCGGGGGAGAUGUCCAACAGCCUAGGCUCCCAGUUCCUGCGAGGCACCAGUAGUAGCCACUAUCCUGGGCUGUCUCACUCCGUCACAGCGCCACCUGGUGGAUCCCCGCUGUAUGACUGCAGCACGGCCACAGAGGUGCACGAUAAUACGAUACUAUCGCAUUAUGAUACGUCACCGCACAGUCACACGCGACUGACUACAGUAUGGACUCCUGUUACACCUCCUUCCAUGUAGGGGGAGAGAGAGACACACAGAUAUGCAGGCGGGCAGGGCAGGGCAGGGCAGGGCA
Salvelinus sp. IW2-2015 is the source of this 1384-nucleotide messenger RNA. NCBI's taxonomy places the organism in Eukaryota, Metazoa, Chordata, Actinopteri, Salmoniformes, Salmonidae. The record is from RefSeq and is a predicted model, not a curated record.